AACAAUCUCAAAAUCUUAAUAAACAUAAUUGAAAAAACUCAAAGUAAAAAUUCAUAUGUAAAAUAUGAUAGAUAUAUUGAAGAUUGUGCCAAAAAUCUAGGAUGGUACGAACUUUUAAAUGACUCAGUAUAUGACCCUUUACGACUUGUAGAAGCAAAAAAUCAGAUUAUAAAUCUUAUUGUUAUGAAUUUGGGUGUCAAAAAAGAUUAUAAAAAGGUCUUUAAUAUCUAUUUAGAACUUUCAAAAACUAAGACUCAUUCCACUAAAGCUAAAGAAUGCUUGACAUGGUUUUAUUUUUCUAGAAAGAAGGGUGUUGUGAACCAAGACUCUAAAAAAGCCUUUGAAACUUUCAAAAAGCGAUUCAGACCAACAAAAUUCUGUAAAACUUAUGUUGGCAAAAUUCUAUCUAAAUGCGGUGGUUCAAAAUCAAAAAAAGGCAGUUGA
This is a messenger RNA of Racocetra persica, 444 nucleotides long. The record is from the annotation of a GenBank genome assembly. Lineage: Eukaryota; Fungi; Glomeromycota; Glomeromycetes; Diversisporales; Gigasporaceae.